Coregonus clupeaformis (lake whitefish) is the source of this 2908-nucleotide messenger RNA. RefSeq names its product probable E3 ubiquitin-protein ligase HECTD2. Gene Ontology annotation, molecular function: ubiquitin-protein transferase activity. Bases 459 to 2729 code for a protein of 756 amino acids. The transcript is spliced from 21 exons. The record is from RefSeq and is a predicted model, not a curated record. Lineage: Eukaryota; Metazoa; Chordata; Actinopteri; Salmoniformes; Salmonidae.
GACUGCCUCGGUUUCCAUGCUCGUUUCCAUGCACCGCCUUCUAACAACAUGGCGCCAGUUUACAGCUGUGCUGGCUUCCAAAGGGAUGUGAAAAACCGCGCGGUAAGAGAAAAAUAUGAUUAUUGAAAGUAACAGUUAACUACAAAAAUUAUACCGGUACCGUAGUUCUUAUAAAUAAUACUUGUGCUCUUUUCAUGUAAAAUUCAGGAGUUUGCGUGCAGCAACAGUUUAUUAGUGACAGGUUGCGCAUGAGCCCACCUGCGAGAGAAACUGUGACGACGGUGGACCAAUAUGAUGAAUCUCCUGAACCUGACAAUAUAGUGGACGAUAUAAUUUGAUAGAGACCGACAAUAUUAUGUCUAUUCUUCGACAGCGAGGUAACGCGUAAACGUCUCCGUAGUCUCAUUGUAGUGCAAUAAAUAACUUUCUCUUUCAAGAUUGAAAAAGCUCACUCUAUAAUGAAUGAAGAGAAUUAUGCGCAAUCGGAGGUUGAAAGGGAAAAGCUCCCUCCAAUAUUCAAUACGUCACCAGUUAUGGAUUUGGUGCGUGGCGCGAAGCAGCCCUUUCCCUCCCUCAGCACGUUCAUCUCCUCCCUUAACCAGCGUAGGGAGACGGGAGGCCGGUUCAGCGUGGGCACAAACCCGAGUCUACCAGGCAGACGACAUGGGAGUGAGCUACCUCCUAUUUGCAGUGAUGUGAGGCAGAAACAGAAGAUUUCCAUCGACACACUUCCCCCCGAGGUGAAGGCCCCGUUCCCCUCUGAACCUGUCAUCCCCCUCCGCACUAAGACCACCAAAGAGUUCCAGGAAGACAUGGAGCGAGCCACAACCUCAGGGGACUGGAGGGAUGUGAGGGAUUUCUACCUAACCACCUUUGACUCCUUUCUAGAGAUCAAUGCUGCCUUCAAGAGAGAUGCUAACGCCCCAUUUAACACAAUAGAGGAUUCUGGAGUCAACUCAAAAUUUGUGAAUGCUGUUUAUGAUGCUUUACUCUGCACACCUCAAGACAUCCAGAAAUCAGUUUUAAAGGGAAUCAUUAACAGCCUAUUGAGAGAGUGGAAAGGACCCAGAACGAAAGAUGACCUGAGGGCAUACUUCAUCUUAGUUCAGAACCCUCAGUAUUCCAGCACCAGUACCCAUGUGAUCUACGCCCACCUACUGAGACAGAUAGCUGCCCUGUCCGAGGCUGACCACCAUUUCCUAGUGCACUGGUUUAAAAAAUUGUCUCCAAGGCGUUUCAGGCAGCUGGUGGAGCGUUUUCUUCACUUCAUCUCUACUCGUCUAUUACCGGCUCCUCCUGAUGAAUUGCCCCAUCUGACCAGGUGCUCCUGGUGGAUCCCUGCUGCCACCAAGGUCCUCGCCCUCUUCAACGCAGCUAACAGCAUAUCCACGCCUCCUAUCAUGUCCUUCACGGACUUCUACAACAUCACCUUGGACCACAUCGACAUCAUGGAGCAGUACCGCACCUGGCAGAGCCACGGCAACUCCAACAAGUUCUCUUUCUGCCAGUUCCCAUUUAUCCUGUCAACGGUGGUGAAGAAAGCCAUCAUCCAGAGAGACUCCGAACAGCAGAUGAUCAGCAUGGCCAGACAAAGCCUGGUGAACAAGGUCUCUCGCAGGCAGAGAGUGGACAUGAACCUGUUGUUCCUCAACAUCAAGGUACGACGGGCCCAGCUACUCAGCGACUCAUUGGAUGAGCUGAGCAGGAAGAGAGCAGACCUGAAGAAGAAGCUCAAGGUGACUUUCGUAGGAGAGGCGGGGCUCGACAUGGGCGGCCUCACCAAGGAAUGGUUCCUGCUGCUGGUUCGACAGAUUUUCCACACUGACUAUGGCAUGUUCACCUACUUGAAGGAUUCCCGUUGUCAUUGGUUCAGCAGCUGGAAAUGUGACAACUACUCUGAGUUUCAAUUGGUCGGGACUCUCAUGGGUCUUGCUGUGUACAACAGCAUUGCUCUGGACAUCCACUUCCCUCCUUACUGUUACAAGAAGCUCUUGACUCCACCCAUUGUGCCUUGUGACCAGAAUACCCCCAUCGGCAUGGCAACCGCCACGCUGGGCGACCUGCAGCAGGUCAUGCCGGACCUGGCUCAUGGGCUUGGAGAGCUGCUCUGCUAUGAGGGCAAUGUGGAGGAAGACUUCUAUCUGACCUUCCAGGUUUUCCAAGAGGAGCUCGGGGUGGUCAGGUCCUAUAACCUGAAACCUGGAGGUGACAAGAUCCCAGUCAACAAACAGAACAGAAAGGAAUAUGUUCAGCUGUACGCUGAUUUCCUGCUUAAUAAGUCAGUUUACAAGCAGUUUGCAGCCUUCUAUCGUGGUUUCCACAGUGUGUGUGCGUCAGACGCUCUGAUGCUGCUGAGGCCAGAGGAGGUGGAGAUGCUGGUGUGUGGGAGUCCAGAGCUGGACAUGAGCGCCCUGCAGAGAGCAGCUCAGUACGAGGGCUACAGCAAAGCUGACCUCACAGUACGCUGUUUCUGGGACGUGGUGCUGGCUUUCCCCUUGGAGUUGCAGAAGAAGCUGCUCCACUUCGCCACAGGAAGUGACCGUGUCCCCGUGGGAGGGUUGGCCGACCUCAACUUCAAGAUCGCCAAGAUCGACGUUUCCACUGACUGGUUACCCAUAUCUCACACCUGCUUCAACCAGAUCUGCCUCCCACCGUAUAAAAGCAGGAAGGAACUGAAGCAGAAGUUAACCAUCGCCAUCUCCAACGCAGAGGGCUUUGGCUUAGAGUGACUCAGUCUGCAGCUAUUAGAUUGACAGUAAGAUGAGAGAAGGUGAUUCCGCAAACUUUCCAGAUGUGCUUUAGAAUUACAUUCCUCCAAAAAUAGAAUCUUAUAUAGACUACAUGACCAAAAGUAUGUGGACACCUGCUCAUUGAACAUCUCAUCCCAAAAUCAUGGGCAUUAAUAUGG